AGUUAUCUCCUCAUGCACUUUCGCAUUUACAAGGUGGAUGACACGUUUGCUGGCAACCACACCAUUGUGAUAAGUACAUUGAAUAAAAGAACUUAUAUAAGACAGAGCCUGAACAGGAUUCUCACAAUAGUGACUUACAAAGCUCUGGCAUUGUGUGAUAAUGCAAGUAACAACACAGAAGUGAUGGUCUCCCUGGGUCAAAGUGUCAGCAUUGAGAUUUGCAUCAGAGAUUCUCUGAACAAUUUAAAGAGUGUUGCAAUAAACGGGCGCAUUAUUGAUACGGGGGAUACUUCUGUUCACAGUAGGAGAAAAUUGUCCAUUAAACAAAACUCCACAGAACUGUAUUACUUAGAAGUGACGAUUGUGAACAUUACAAAAGAAUCGCCUUUUGGUUAUAAUGUUAAAAUAUCAUCUGUUCUUAAUGACGUACUGUCAUACAGCUUCAAAUUGCUACUCACAGGUGUAAGAAAAUAUGUAUUCUAUGUCAUCAAGGCAAGUACGACUACUAAGAAGAAACUACUUGUCCAGAUAUUGAUAAAGCGGAUAACAUGUUUGAUGAUUCUGGAGAACACUAGAAGUUAUGUUAAGGCUUUAGUACAAUUAAUUUUUUGUCUGAAAUAUUGACACAUAUUUUACUAUUAAAAAAAAGGUUUCAUAUCAAUAUGAAAUAUACUCGUCUUGAAGUGAAAUUUAUUAUCAACUCAGGAGGCUGUGUAAAAUACCAAUGAAAAGCUUGUUUUUUUCCUCUUAGUACUAUUAGAAAAGAAAAUGUCACACAUGAACUCCCUUACUAUUUGUGUAGUUUGGUGUGAAGGAUAAACACGUCCAAAAAGUCACUUCGUCUGAGAGACUUUUGAUGAACAUGACUUGCUGACAUUUUGCUUUACAAAGUCUGGAAGUCUAGUUGUUAAAUAUCACACAUCGUCUUGUUUGUAUUGUCUGUCCUCCAUUGUCUGGUUUUAUCUCUUCUAUUGUCCUACUAUGGGUCUGAACACUUCUGGUAAGCCUCAGUGGGUUUUUAAAUUUACCUUUUCAUUAUAUAGGAUAAGACAACUUAUUGAAACAUUAUUAUAUUGAUUUCGUAUUUUAGAAGAAACUAAAAAAAAUAUUCAAAAAUGAGUUUAUGAACUCUUCUACCCUUUUUAAUGGUUUAGCAUCUCCUUUUAGUCUACUUAGAAAAAAAAUUAUAUUAAUGUAUUUUAAAUGCAGUUCCUUUAUUUAAAGAAUUAUUUGAUUUUCUAAACAUUACAAUAGCACUUAACAUAGGGCAUUAAGAUAUGGGCAUACAUAGUCAUUUUAGAAAUAAGAAAUCCUGUUGUUUAUAUGUGUUGUUUUUUGUGUGCUCAUUUACAUUUAAUUUUAUACAUAUAUCUUUUUAAAUAAGACAUUUUCUACUUUGUCUGACGCAGAACAUUCCAUAGAAUGCCUGGAGAUUCAUUUUGCACUCUGCCGAUUCGCUACGCUUCUGUGAAUACGAAAAAAACGUCACCACCAUUCAAACACAUCUCUAUGAACCUGUGAUAAUUCACAUCUGCUAUAUAACAAGCUUUGGUGCUCUACAAUAUUGUGGAAUCGACAGUAAAGUCUAUAGAAUCAAUGCAGCAGAAGACAGAGAGGAUCUAUAUGUCAGUGUGGAACAGUUGAACGACAGUACAAAAUACUUCAUGCAAAUAUAUUUUAGAAAUGUCACACACCAAAUACGCAGCAGAGUUCUGUUGAAAACAAGUCCUAGUCAAAGUCUGAGCUAUGAUAUACAAGUUUCAUUCAAAGAACCAAACUAUCAAAUAAAAAGUUGUAAAGGACACAAAAUUAAAAUAUACUACUACAUUCAUUUCCAAACCAACAUUUCUGUUUGUGCAUUGAUUGCAACCGUUGCAAAGAACAAAACAUGUCUUCAAAGUAUAUCUUAUACAAAACAUGGAAUAACUACACCUUUUAAUGAAGAGUUUAACAAUGUGGACAUAAGUGUAAAUGGUAGUUUUGUAUUUAUUGAUAUUAUAAAUGUGAAUAAGAAUAAUUUCGGGAGAUACGAUAUACACAUUACAAUGUGUGAUAAAACAAUCAUAGAUUAUACUUUUUAUUUACUACAUGACACACUAGGUUUACCAAGUUCUAUAUGUAAUGGUGACACUACAAAUUUUAAUUUCGAGGCAUCAAGAGAUUCUUUGCUAACAAUAUGUUUCAGGACAUUUGGUCAUUUAGAUAGGACUAUAUACAUAAACAAUUAUAGUGUACCAAUAGUUUCAAAUUUCAAAGACCCUCAGGAAUAUCGAGCGGUGUCAGAAUUAAAGUUGAAGAAUAUCUCAGUGUUCAAUAUAUGGAACCAGCAGUUAGAGACGAGAUACAUCCUAAUUCAUCUGGUGGCAACUGAAAAUCAAGAAAUGAGAAUUGAAUUUGAUUCCAGUAACACGGUAUUGGUAUAUAACAUUUAAGCAAACACAAAUCGCUAUCGUUCUGGAUUACAUCAAUGGUACACAAGUGAAAGUCAAAGAAAAUAUCUUGCCAUCAGGCUGCAUGCUCAUAUAGGACUACGCCUUAAAGCUUUUUGGAGGAGAAAACAGCCAUCAUUAGAAAGUUUACGAUUUAUAAGCAAAUCUAUGAAUGACAAUCACAACAGUGAUAAACUUUGUUAUUGUUGAGUAAAUUUGUCUUACAAUCUGUAUAUUAAACAUAACUAAAUUUUUGUAACUAUAGCAAACGAAAUAUAUGUUCACACCAAACAUUAUAUGUGAAAUGUUAUCAUCAGAUAGUUGGAUUGUAUAUAAUUUUUUGAUUGCCUUGGAACAAAGGACUUUUUGUGUAUUUGUUUUUAUAAUCAAUGUCUUGUAUCUCCUAUGUGAUGGUAAAAUGUUAAAAUCCUGGCCCAUAAUUUCUUCAAAUCUGUUUUUGUUUAUAUUUAAAACAUUUUUAGAUUUCUAAUGAAUUGUUUCUCUCAAAUAGUUGUUCUGAUUGGGUUCGUCGCUAUUGACAUUUUUAUCAGCAUUUAGGAUUUUAUGAAGUUUAAUUUUAUUUUUACCGAACUUAUAUCAAGUCACUCUGUCUGUCUGUCUGGUAAAAGCUGUGUACACGUCCCAUGCUAGGAUCAAGAUGAGGAUUUGCAAAUUUGCAAAAUUAUUCAUUGUCAAUUACAACACUAAAGAUUGUUGUUUUUUUUGGACAUAUUUCAGGUCUUAUCAUGAACACCAAAGUUUGUUGAAAUCGUUUAAGGCAGUACCAAUGUACUUAAAGGUAUGCACCUUCCAGACAUUGUCAAGGACAUCAAAUAGUGUUGUUCUUUUGGCACAUCGGCAGCUUUCAGGUAAUGAUCCAGGACAUCAAAGACAAUUGUUCUUUGGCACAUCGGUACCUUUCAGGUAAUGUCAAGGACAUUUUUUUGGCACAUUGACAAAUUUAUGGCUAUGUCAUGAACAUCAAAGUACAUAAAUUUUUUUUUUGAUCACGUGGUACAAAGUUGACAACAGUUUUUGUGAUCUAAAGAUAAAAUAAACUCAUUAGAGAAUGAAGAGGCUUAGCGUAUUAAAAAAAAUACAUUAUCUUGAAGUAAUUUAACUACUCCCACGGGUCAUAUUUGCAUUUCUAAACUUCUAUCCAAUAAACUAAAUGAGAUCUCACGGGCUCAGUUCUAUUUUUUUUUUUACAGUAAUGCAGGAAAAAAGGAUCAGAAAUUAGUUUAUUACAGGAAAAUAGUUGUUUUAUUACAAAUCAUGUUUCUUUAUAGUCAUGGUAAGAUUAAAACUAGAGACAAGAUCUAUUUCGGCUAUUGUAAGUUGAAUGUGGCUUUCACGAGGUGGUUAAAUCCUGGUUAACAGAUGCACGUGAACGAAUGUAUAGGUAUGUGGAUGGUGUGGUGUUAAGUUAGAGAGCGGAUGUUGACAGAGUUAGUGACGGGAGUCUGAGAGAGCUAGUUGAGAGAUGGAAGUGUUAGCGUGUAACGUGGUUUUGUUAGGGUAGGAAAGUUGUUCAUAUCAGAGGUAGUCUGUGUUGCACUUUAUAACUAGCUAUCUUUGUGUCGAAUUGAUCUAAUAACACACAUUGAUAUUAUGUAGAUAUGUUCUAUAGUUUUAUAACUUGUUUAUGAACUUAAUACAUAUUAGUUGAGGCUCUUAGAAAAGUGUAUUAUUUCCCCACUAAUAAAUGUUAAGAUGAUCCUGCAGUCAUAAGACUGAAGUAGGACUUGGAGUUGAUCGCCAGCGAUCCAACCACCUAGACAGCGACCUUUACAACCUCUCAAGGCAACCCCCACAUAGAGACGGUUUGUAACUGCAGUUUAAGCAACUAACUGAAAACCAUUCAGCUUCAAAAGUCAGGCUUACGCAGAUAUCUUAUUACUGUCAGGGUAGAACUUAGAUAAUUGGGGGCAUUAAGUGAAGUGAAUUUAGUGGCCCCUAAUGAAAUUCAAAUAGUAAAAAAUGUACAGGAAAAAAAACCCACUUAAUUUAAAACCUAGUCUACUCCAACAGUAGCUUUUUUCUACCCAAGUGUUGCUAUUUUUUCUCUCAAAAAAAAUGUUUUCGGUUUAGUGCAAGGCUCAUACAAAUCGGAGGCCCUAGGCAGCUGCUUAGUUUGUCUGUGCCUAACGCCUGCCCAAAUUAAAGGAAAGCAGCACACAAUAAAGUGGCCAUGACCUUUUUUCGGAGAACAGUACAGGAAAAAAAAGAAGAGGCAGACAGAGAAAGCGAUGGAAUGACAACAUUAAAAAAAUAGACGGGUCUGCCAUUGAAUAAGAUUAUAUUCAUUACAAAAGACAGGGAGGAAUGGAGUCAGACGAUCGACAGGUAUCCCUACGGUUCAACAGACUAAGUAAUAGGUGAAGUGACGGAUGGGUAGCUCUUUAUAGCUAUAUAUUCUAUUUAUAUAAUUUUUUUUACCUCUGCAUAUGUGUGUCACCCUUCCUGCGGAAACGGACAAUGUAAUGACAGGAAUCAAAGGGUUGAGCAGGUCUGAAGCUAUUCUCGCUCGGCGUUCCAGUACCACCUCAUCGUGGUCGCCGGGUGAACACUCCGCUCUUUAGAGGGGUGGCCCAGGGUACUUGUUGCUUGCCGCUGAUGAAUGAGCAGCCGGCAAGUGUAAAAGGCAAUCAAAGGUUUUACAUCCAGCCCCCCCCCCCUAUGGGGCCCCAGAGCAACGGUGAGUAAAAGACCUAACGGGAUCUCCGAAAAGCUGAUAGCGCUUGACACCAACUCGAGGGUUGGUCGGGGUCUCCUGGGACUCGGCUGAUUCGCGGGUCUCUCUUUGGACAAAGACUGGACUGACUGGCGCGGCCUUAGCGGGCUUCGUCGGGCGGACUGGUUGGCGUCCACGAGCUAGGAUCUAACUAGCCCGUUCCCUGGUGCGCUAGUGGAGGAAUUCGCCGCGACAAAUGGUAUUUCCAAUACUGGGAAUGUCAAAAAACGUGCGCCACCCCACUCCUGCCCUGCAGGAAACUUAUAUGCUCAGAAGCGCUAUUCUUGAAGGCAUUUGUAAAUGUAAAAGAAAAAAAAGGAAAGGAAAAUAUUUGUUUUUAGAAUUUUUCUUUUUUAAGUCCAUUUGUCCCUUAUAAAUCUUACCGACCAGUUUGCAUGCCAUUCAUAUAGCUCUAAUUGCAUUACAGAACAUUUUGUUUUUAGACUUAGCUUUCAUUCAUUUCGUUGGUUUUGUAGUCUUGUUAUAUAUAGGGCAGUGCGUAAUCAAAGAUGUAAAUCUAUAUGUCAUUAAUGGUGUAUUUCACUUAAAUUUUCAGUACCUAAUAGGUAGCAGGUUGGUCAUUUACUUAUUUUAUCACAAUAUAGAUCUAAACUUUUCUUUAGCUAUAAUAAUGUAACACAUUUAUAUAUUUAAAAAAUAUAUAUUUGUACAGAUUAGCAGCACCAGAAAAAUACAAGGCACAAGGUUCAAUACUUUUAUGUUAUAAUUUACAGACGUUCCUUCCUAAGUUCCCCUUUCAGACCUAGCGAUCUAUAGGGCAGAUGAUGUAAAGGUCAUCUGUUUCUGUGGCCAACGGUUAACGAAAGUGUCAUGUGGCCAGCACAACGACAAACCGCCUUUACUUUUCCUCAACUAAGGUCAGGUACCCAUUAGAUCUGGGUUGACUCGAAGGCGCCCAAAGGUCCGAAAAUUGAAAAUCCCAGGUUCGGAAAUCAGUGUGCACAACGCAGUGUCAGUGCUUAUAGACAGGGGAGAGUAAAUCUAUAGAAUUGUUUACAUUCCAGUCAAGGACAGAGGGAGGAGCUUCUUGUGUAGAAGGAAUUCUUUUUUAACAGUACAUCUACAUAGAGACAUCUUAAAGUUCGAACAGAUUUUCAAUGGCCAGGACAUAUAUUUUGUUUUUAAUCAUUCUUGGCCACUUUCGUGAUUCUGUGACAGAGGUAGUGUACCUUAAUCCUUAUACUAAACAGAGUUAUUCUGGCUGCCAGGAAGGAUUUAUAGAUGGAUUAGAUAGAUACAUAUACAAUGGCACUCUUGAUACAACAUCUCAACUUUUAAACAUAAGGCAGAUUGUUAGAUUUCAGAUGCAAACCUCAUCAUUAACUGGUUAUAAUACAGUUUGCCAAGUUUCCAUUUAUCCAAAUUGUGAUAAUACCGAUAAAAUGGAUGCGUGCUACUGUAGAAAUUUACAACAUUCUAAGGUGGAAUUGAUUUUGAAUCUUACAGCAACCAUGAUAUUUUCUAAUGGUACCUUGAGAAUAGAGUGGCCUCAAAUUUUUAGCUCUUCAGACAUAAGUAAUGAACAUCCAAUUCCUAUUACCUAUGCACAACCUGUUGCAACACUUAAAGUGGAUAAUGUUACUGUGAGUCUUGAUGAAUGUAACAUUCAAUUAACAGCAGCAACACAUUGGAUAGAAUGGUGUGUCACAGGACUAAGUUCUCCUAUUCUGACCUUGAAUAUCUCAGCUACCACCCUGCAGUCACAAAGCGAAUGUAUUCGGUACACAUACACGAACAGUAGCAGUGAGAGAAAUCCAAUAAACUUGAGUGUUUCCUAUCUCGAGCUAGAUGGAUGUAGAAGAACAAACAGAACAUAUUGUUUCUUGAACAGCCACAUUGGCGAUUCUGUGACAGAGGUAGUGCACCUUAAUCCUUAUACUAAACAGAGUUAUUCUGGCUGCCAGGAAAAAUUUAUAGAUGGAUUAGAUCGAUACAUAUACAAUGGGACUCUUGAUACAACAUCUCAAGAUUUAAGCAGGAGGCAGAUUGUUUACUUUGAGAUGCAAACCUCAUCAUUAACUGGUUACUAUAUAGUUUGCCAAGUUUCCAUUUAUCCAAAUUGUGAUAAUACCGAUACAUUGGGUGCGUGCUACUGUAGAAAUGUACAACAUUCUAAGGUGGAAUUGAUUUUGAAUCUUACAGCAACCAUGAGAUUUUCUAAUGGUACCCUGAGGAUACUGUGGCCUCAAUUUGGUAGCUCUUCAGACAUAAGUAAUGAAGAACUAAUUCCUAUUACCUAUGCCCAACCUGUUGCAACACUUAAAGUGGACAAUGUUCAUGUGAGUCUUGAUACAUGUGAUUUUCAAUUGACAACAACACAUUUGAUAGAAUGGUGUGUCACAGGACUCCAUUCUUAUAUUCUGACCUUGAAUGUUUCAUCUACUGGCCUACGGUCACACAAUGAAUGUAUUAAGUUCACGUACACGUUUAGCAGCAGUGAGUGUAGCCCAAUAAACUUUAGUGUUUCAUAUCUCGAGCUAGACGGACGUAGAAGAGCAAACAGAAAAUCUUGUUUCUUGGACAUCCCUGUAGAAGAAAUGCAAUGAAACUAAUGAGACUUUAAACUUGCUUUCUUGUUAGAGCUGGUUAUCAAUACAAAGCCAAGAGAUCUCCAGUAACAUGCUAUUAACAUUAAGCAUAUAAACGAAUAUUUUUUUCAUUUUAGAUUUACACUACUUUUUCAUUUAUAAUAAUAUAAAUCAAAUAACUUUAUAUAAUAGCUUUUUUUAAAAUACAUUUCCCAUAUACAAACAUAAAGUUGGAAACAACCAAUCAGCCUAUAUCAAAUGUUGGUUGCAGCUGGUGUGACUUCUGGGUGUGCUAAGUUAAGUGAAGGAAGAUGGUCUUAUUAUUAUUAUCAUCUUAUUUUAGUGUACCAAUUAAUUUUCAGGCUAUAGCAAACUAGAACUGCAGAAUAACUAUUUAAAUUAUCUGAAGCCAAACUGUUACAUGUUUUCAGGCUGAUAAUUAAAAGGGUGAACGCUGAAAAUAUAAAUUCUUCCUUUUCUGAACAUCAGCACAAUAUCUUGUCUAUCACAAUGCUAACUCCUGUUAUAAGAGAUUCAUAUUGCAGGGCUUACUUCUAUACAGUUUUGGUAAUGUGUACUUGAGAUUUUUAAACAAUUUUUGGAGAGUCAUGUUAUGUAAUUUUUCCUUUUCGUUGUAAUUUUUGAUUUGUCAAAAAUAACUGCACUUAUGAUACAAUGGCUUAAAUUUUUAGUCAAAUGGUAGAGAGAGUGAAGAAUUUUACCAAUCUGUGAGCUACCAGUACACCAAAAAUUAAAUGUUCUUUAAAAGAAUGAAGAAAAAACAAAUAUAAAAAAUUCAUGAUAAUUUAUUUAAUACACACA
Messenger RNA from Biomphalaria glabrata, 8534 nucleotides. RefSeq lists its product as uncharacterized. The record is from RefSeq and is a predicted model, not a curated record. The coding region runs from base 6282 to 7730 and encodes 482 amino acids. NCBI's taxonomy places the organism in Eukaryota, Metazoa, Mollusca, Gastropoda, Planorbidae. The transcript is spliced from 15 exons.